CGCCUUUGGUGCGCGAUUUGACGCUGAGGUCGGAAGUACUGUUGUGUUUAUAUCAUGGAUCAGAGGAGCGGGCAAUCUCACUGGAUGAAAGACACUCCACACCAAGGAGCCUGAAAAUUAUCAGUCCGCACAGCAUCCUGCUUGUCAGUAAUCUUUACACCUUGGAGUAGUUCAUUUUGUGAUUCUCUGCUCCAAUGAUGAAUUUUGAUGGACUUGACCCAGGUUUGGGGGAUUUCUCCCCAGCCCUUCAUGCCAGCCUGGAUCCUGGAUUAUCACCUCCUCUGGACCCUCGUCUAGACCCAGCUUUACUACAGGGCGUUGAAUUGGACCCCGAAGCACUAGGUGUGCCAGUUCAGGUGGCUGAGCCGGUCCACCUUGUGGAGGGCAUGUAUUCAGAGUUACACACAGUAGUGUCUGAAGUGGGAGUUCCCGUGUCUGCCACACAUUUUGAUAUACAUGAAGAGCUUUUGUGGAUUGGUAAUCACAGGGGUCAUGCCACUUCCUUUUUUGGCCCAACAAUGGGACGAUACUCUUCAUUUCAGGUCCAUGCAUCUGAUGACAUUCGACAGAUCCAAACUUUGGAGAAUGGAGUGUUAUUCCUGUCCAAGAACAACCUUAAGUGUCUGACACGCGGUGGCCUGAUCAUGUUUGACUUUCCGAUGGAAGAGUCCGUAGAUAUGCAUAGUUUACUACUAACUGACAAUACCACAGCACUGAUGGGUGGACUACAGAAUUAUGUGGUAGAGGUUGACCUUACCACUAUUCAAGAGACACAACGGUUCUCUGUAGAAGUUCCUGGGGUUGCCAUUAUGAGACAGUCCAACCGAUUCUUCUUCUGUGGUCACACCUCAGGCAAGGUAACCCUCCGGGACUUGCGAACUUUUCAGCUAGAGCAGGAGUUUGAUGCCUAUUCUGGAAGCCUGUCAGAUUUUGAUGUACAUGGCAACCUACUGGUUACAUGUGGUUUCUCUAGCCGGAUGAAUGGACUAGCAUGUGACCGUUUCCUGAUGGUGUAUGACCUCCGAAUGAUGAGAGCUAUCACUCCACUGCAAGUCCAUGUUGAUCCCCUCUUUCUGAGGUUCAUCCCAACCUAUACAUCCCGUUUAGCUAUUAUUUCACAGACAGGUCAGUGCCAGUUCUGUGAGCCCACAGGCUUGGCAAAUGUGGCUGAUAUAUUUCAUGUAAACACUGUGGGUCAGUUGGUCAUGAGCUUUGAUGUGUCCUCCAGCAAGCAGGCCUUGGUGUUUGGAGACUCUGGGGGCUGUGUCCACCUUUGGGCAGAUGCAGCAGAUGUCACUUUCAACAGAUAUUCACGCGAGACAGAGUUUGCACUUCCCUGCAUGGUGGACACUGUGCAUCACCUGGACUGGAACCAUGAGCUGAUGCCUCUGUCUCUUAUUCCAUUUCCACUGACUGGAUCAGAGCCUCUUCUUUCUGACUGGCCUUCUGCUUUUUCUAGUCCUCAACCCAGACGUGCUCCACCAGUUGACCCAGAGAUUCUGCGUACCAUGAAGACAGUAGGUUUUAUUGGAUAUGCUCCUAAUCCCAGAAACAAGCUGCGAAAUCAGGUGCCAUAUAAGACAAAGGAAAAUGACAGUGAAUAUGAUAACUAUAGCCAAGUGCCGGAGUCCCCAAUUGGGAGAGAGGAGGAACCUCAUCUGUAUAUGGUUCCUAAGAAGUAUAGGAAGGUGACCAUUAAAUAUUCCAAGUUGGGCCUGGAAGACUUUGACUUCAAGCACUACAACAAAACUUUGUUUGCAGGGCUAGAGCCACACAUUCCCAAUGCAUAUUGUAACUGCAUGAUUCAAGUGCUGUACUUUUUAGAGCCAAUUCGAUGCCUUGUUCAGUCCCAUCUGUGCCAGAAGGAAUUCUGCCUGGCUUGUGAGCUCGGCUUUCUGUUCCACAUGUUGGACCUCUCAAGAGGAGACCCCUGCCAGGCCAGCAACUUCUUGCGAGCAUUCCGCACCAUCCCAGAGGCUUCGGCCCUAGGUCUCAUCUUAGCUGAUUCUGAUGAACAGACUGGAAAGGUUAAUCUUGGCCGCCUAAUCCAAAGCUGGAAUCGCUUCAUUCUCACUCAGUUGCAUCAAGAGACACAAGAACAAGAGGGCCCACAAGCUUACCGGGGUAUUGGUAACAGUGUGUUUGGCUCUCCUGGGGAGUCAGUGAUAGGCCGACUUUUUGGCUGUGAGGUUGAGAACAGCAGUACGUGUCGCUGUGGGAAGGAAACAGUAAGGUCUACACUUACUCUGCUCUUCACUAUGCACUACCCAGAUCUUAGCAGCACUGAAAAGACCAUAAAGGAAAGCAGCUUUGCUGAUAUCCUGAAGAAAAGCAUUUGCCUUGAGCAAAACACACAAGCUUGGUGUGAGAACUGUGAGAAAUAUCAGCCAACAGUUCAAACACGGAAUAUCCGCUGUCUGCCUGAUGUUUUGGCAAUCAAUUGUGAGGUGAAUAGUGCAAAAGAAGCAGAGUUUUGGAGAGUUCAAGCUGAGUAUGCUUUCAAAAAAGUAUUGAAAAAGGAAGAGGUGGAUAUCCCAAAACCUAAAGACAUUCACCCUACAGAAUGGGAAGAUCUCUGCACGGUAGAGGGGUUGAACCUCUAUAGCUCCACAGAGGAGUUGAGGCAUGUGUGGAUUCCCUUGUCCUUACGACUGAACCUCAACAAAAAUAAAGAACUCGAUGUCUGCAGUUGGAAUGAGGGAGAGGAGCUGAGUCCAGAAGAAGAGGCUGCUGGCAAUGUAGUCUAUGAUCUGGUGGCCACUGUGCCUCACAUCCUUGACUCAAGAACUGGAGGUAAUUUGGUGGCACAUAUCAAAGUCAGUGAGACUUACCAUCAAAGGAAAGAGGGAGUCACUCAUCAACAAUGGUACCUUUUUAAUGACUUCCUCAUCGAACCUAUUGACAAGUAUGAAUCAACACAGUUCAAUCUUAGUUGGAAAGUGCCUGCUAUCCUGUACUAUGCCAGGAGGAACUAUCAUACAAAAUACGACCUACGCAUCAAGAACCCCAUUGAGGCCAGUGUAUUGCUAGCUGAGGCUUCUCUUGCUAGGAAGCAGCGAAAGACACAUGCUACCUUCAUCCCACUAAUGCUCAGUGAGAUGCCACAGGCUGGGGAUCUAGUGGGCUUGGAUGCUGAGUUUGUGACACUCAAUCAAGAAGAGGCAGAGCUAAGAAGUGAUGGAACAAAGUCUACCAUCAAGCCAAGCCAGAUGUCUGUGGCCAGAAUCACAUGUGUGCGUGGCCAAGGACCUAAUGAAGGGGUUCCAUUCAUAGAUGACUACAUCUCUACUCAAGAACAGGUUGUGGACUAUCUGACACAGUACUCAGGAAUUAAACCUGGAGACCUAGAUGCUAAGAUUUCUUCAAAGCACCUAACCACUCUCAAAUCUACUUACCUGAAGUUGCGCUUUCUGAUUGAUGUUGGGGUCAAGUUUGUGGGCCAUGGACUACAGAAGGACUUCAGAGUCAUUAAUCUUCUGGUUCUGAAGGACCAAGUAAUUGACACUGUAUAUCUGUUUCAUAUGCCCCGCAAGAGAAUGAUCUCUCUGCGCUUCCUGGCAUGGUACUUUCUUGACCUGAAGAUUCAGAGUGAAACCCAUGACAGCAUUGAGGAUGCACGAACUGCCCUGCAGUUGUACAGGAAGUACUUGGAGCUUAGCCAUGGUGGUAACCGUCAAGAGGACUUCCGCAAGGUGUUGAAGGCAUUAUACGAGAAAGGCAGAAAAAUUGACUGGAAGGUGCCAGAUUGUGAUGGCAAUGAAGGCCAAAGCAGUCCCAAGAACUUCCCUGCUGUGAUUGGACUAUGAGACAAAUCUUGAAAAGAAGAAACAUCUGUAACCAGAGUAGUGUUUCCUGAAGGUGAAUUGGCACAAGCUCAUCUUUUUUGUUAACCAUGAACAUUUUGCCCCUCAUUGCAAUUUUGCUGCCUGGAUUUGUCUAUUCCUCCUUUUUUAAUUUGGUAAUUACGGAUUAAUUACCACUACCUCAACAAACAACUUCUGAUGUGCCACCUGUUAUAGAUUUAUCCUGCCAAGGUGGGCCUUUUUUUAGCAGUUCAGUCACCUUUUAUCAGGACAGGCAUAUCUGCGUGAUUGCAAGCACUAUGCCAGUGGACCUGUUUCGCACAACUGGGUUAAACAGGCAUUAUUUUGAACUCUUUCACUUUAUUUUGUGAACUGAACUUAUCAGGCGGGUGUUAUUUCACCUACUUUUUUAUUUAAAAAAGAAAAAGAAAAAAAAAACGUUAUAAAUGAAUAAAGUUCUGAUUUUUGUUA
This is a messenger RNA of Erpetoichthys calabaricus (reedfish), 4274 nucleotides long. It is a transcript of the gene pan2, whose product is annotated as poly(A) specific ribonuclease subunit PAN2. The transcript has 27 exons. Gene Ontology annotation, cellular component: PAN complex; P-body. Lineage: Eukaryota; Metazoa; Chordata; Cladistia; Polypteriformes; Polypteridae. The record is from RefSeq and is a predicted model, not a curated record. Gene Ontology annotation, molecular function: nucleic acid binding; poly(A)-specific ribonuclease activity; protein binding. Gene Ontology annotation, biological process: mRNA processing; nuclear-transcribed mRNA poly(A) tail shortening. The coding region runs from base 195 to 3806 and encodes 1203 amino acids.